Molecule: messenger RNA, 4210 nt
Organism: Planococcus citri (citrus mealybug)
Lineage: Eukaryota; Metazoa; Arthropoda; Insecta; Hemiptera; Pseudococcidae
Gene: lqfR
Product: clathrin interactor lqfR
Exons: 10
Coding region: 284-4120 (1278 amino acids)
Biological process (GO): endocytosis
Cellular component (GO): clathrin vesicle coat; plasma membrane; endosome
Molecular function (GO): phospholipid binding; clathrin binding
Source: RefSeq, a predicted model, not a curated record
AAUUCUGCAGAGACGCUCAUUCGAAAAUCGGCCUGACAAUGUGUAGUCGGUGGUUGUUACCUUCAAAGUGUAAUGGUAUUUCCUUUCUAUAAAAUUCUUUGGUGUUUGUUGGUUUAUUUUCGUGCUAUGUAAGCUGUGUUAUUAAAAUAAUUAUUACAAAUCUACGCCAACAAAUUUUCCGUCAUUUUGAUAUAUUUUAUUAUAAAUUCGUACCCUAUAGAACGUAGUGUUGCAUAAUUAAAUUGUACAUACCCUUAGGAUUAAUUAAACUUACUGCAUCAAAAUGUGGAGAGUUCGUGAUAUAGCUGAUAAGAUCACCAAUGUGGUGAUGAACUAUACCGAAAUUGAAGCCAAAGUUCGAGCAGCAACAAAUGAUGAAGCUUGGGGGCCAACAGGAGCUCUAAUGCAAGAAAUAGCUCACGCAACGUUUACAUUCGAGCAUUUUCCCGAAGUUAUGACUAUGCUGUGGAAAAGAAUGUUACAGGAUAAUAAAAGUAAUUGGCGAAGAACUUACAAGUCGCUGUUGUUAUUAAAUUACCUUGUACGUAAUGGUUCCGAAAGAGUAGUCACUUCAUCUCGAGAGCACAUAUAUGACUUACGAGGAUUAGAGAAUUAUUCUUUUAUUGACGAGUUUGGUAAAGAUCAAGGCAUUAAUAUAAGGCACAAAGUAAAAGAAUUGAUCGAAUUUAUCCAAGACGAUGAAAAACUUCGCGAAGAACGUAAAAAAGCUAAGAAAAAUAAAGAUAAAUUCAUCGGUAUGUCUAACGAAGGUAUCAGUGGGUCACGCGGCUUUGGUAUCGAUGAUAAACGUUAUGCGACACCUAAAUGGAUUUCAGAUGAAAACCAAUGGGAUGGCGAUAAAAACAAAGGAACCACUUUGGGAUUCUACGAACCUUCGUACGACAGCGACGAAAACGAAAACAAAUACGAUUCAGAAGGAGAACCGGAUACCUCGAAAGUACCGCCGAUCGCUCCGUCAAACAACAACAUCGUCAUAAACACUUCCAGUCCUUUAUCAACUCCUGCUAACGUAACCCCAACUCGGACCAAAGCUCCGACUAAAAAAAUUGACCUAGGAGCGGCUGCUAAUUACGGCAAAGAUGCAUCGUCAACGGCUCAAAAUAUCGAAAAACCUACGCCCAAUCAACCUCCUAGUUCGGAUUUAUUAGGUGAUAUUUUAUUCGAUACGAAUUCCACCGUUAAUACAGCUUCUCCUGUUGUUGAAACGACUAGCAGCCCUAGCCAAGAGAAUAUCGCUGAUUUUGGAGAAUUCACGGCUGCAUUUUCAAAUGUUACUUUAGCCAAUAAAACUAACAAUAAUGAUAAGGUCGAAGACGAAUUCGCCGAUUUCAGUUCAGCAUUCUCUGGUCCAACAUCGAAUUCGUCUCUAGAUAAUAUCAGCAGUCCUGUCGCCCCUUCAAAUAAUUCGUCGUUUUCUAAUACUGAUUUAUUAUCGGGUUUCGCUACAAAUGACACGCCUUCUUUGUUAGAUACCAGUACCUCUCUUAAUUCUAGUGCAAAUUCAACUCGAAGAAUGCACCCAGUUCUCCGGCACGAAAGCGAAGAAGAAUUCAAACGAUUACUAAGCUCGUUGAACGUAUCGGAUGAAAGAAGUUACGAAAAAAAGCUGAAAACCAUAUCGACCUAUCGUCCGAGACCUUUGACACCGCAAAUGAUGGAAGGCAUCGACGACUACGACGACCAACAUAGCCUGGUAUUUGGGCGAAAUUACGCCCACUUGUUGGACUUGAUCGGCGCAAAGAUAAGUUCGAAUUUAUUAAUGCCUUUGAUUACGGACCUAUUUGCCUUGGAUGGUGCCGGAGAUGCUAAAAUGCUCCUCGAAUCGGUCACAAAGUUGACCAAUUUACUGAAAGAUUCGCCAGAAGGCCCGUCCACCAGGCUAGAUAACGUAGUGUCGAUUUGUCGUCGAGUAGUCUCCGGCGAUUUUCUCACGUCUGCUUUGACUCGUCGGUGUCUGCAAAUGCACGAUGUUGAAGGCUCACUGUGGUGGGACGAUCUAGUUCAAAUACUGGUCUCGUUACCAUCUCGAAUAGCCAAUAAAAUGCGAACCCAGAUGCCGGAGUUUUUCGCUACUAGGAAUUACGUUCGUCUACUGAACUCUCACGUGUUGAAAUGUACGCAAAUUUUAGCCGAAGCUCGAAGACAUGGAGUAGAACUGAGACUCGAACCGGUGGCCGGAUUCGUCAGUAAAAUAAUCUCGCACUUUGAAUGCUCCAGUCAAGAAUUACCCGAUGUGAUCCGCGUAUUGGAAGUGUGGUCAUCUAAAUACAAAUAUGAUCUUAUACCGGAGCUGUUCGCAUCGUUAGAAGGCUCUUGCGUGAAUAAAGUAGCCUAUUGCGUGUUGACCCAGGUCAAGAACCUGAAAAAUAUAUCCAUGCUGGGAAGCUGUUUGACGCAGAAUUCAAGAUGGCGGUAUUGCCUUUGCGAUUAUAUGUUGUUCAAAACGUUCUACGUCGAUGAAAGCGACAAAAUCUUAAUCAAUAUGAUCUCAUACCUCAAAAAAUAUCCGGAAACGUUAACCGAAGUUAUACAGGAUCUGUUGAGAGUUUGGAGCGAUAAAAGUGCACUAACGAGGACAUCCUUCGAACAACAUUUGUAUAUUUCGAAAGCUAUAGUCUUAGCUGCAAAAGCUCUAUCUGAAUUGCAAACUUUACCUACGGAUAUUGUGCAGAGAAAGCUGUUCGCAGGAAUACCUAAUCAUUUGGAAGCGUCCGACGAACGUAUGAGAGCCAUCGGCAUGAUCGUCGCUGAGGUGAUCAUCGGUCGAAUGAAUCUUCCUGGUGGUAAAAUCACCUUCGAGUACGAUGAUUUGAAAAAAGAAUCCGUUCGAGUAGUGGAUUCACUUAGGAUUUGCGACCAAGUUGAUCUAGAAGGGCCUAAGGAUACACAAGAAGACGAUUCGGAUCCUUUGGAGGAAUAUUUGGGGAAAACUUGCUUUACAAACCAGUCCAAGUAUUCGAAAACUGAGUCUGCAACUAUGAAAACGGUUUCAAUUCAAGAAACACCUAUUCCAAAGCUCGCCUCGAUUCGCAACGUGAAAGAUGGUGGAGGCGACGAAGACGAUGACGAAUCUUGGGACAGCGACGACGAACUAACCCCUUACGAUUUAUCCAACGACGUGAAAAUCUCCGAAAUGAAAAAACCUCGAUAUUUACGCGAUCUAAUCGAAGGACUGACGGAGCAAAAAGAUCCGGAUAUUUGGAUCGGUAGCGUCGAAUCGUGCGAAAGUCUCGUUAAACAACAAUUAGUUCAGGAUGAUCCUUGCAUAGGCGUGGAAAUUUUAUCCAUCUUGUUGACUCUAGAAAGACAGUUCUACAUGGAGAAUUUCGAACAAAUCAGAUACGAUGCUUGUGUCGCCAUCCUAAACGUGUAUCCCGAACAAGGAGCCAGUUACGUAUGCGAACAAUUCCAUCAGGCUGCCGGAAAAUACACGAUAUCUCAUAAAAUGCUCAUGCUAGACAUACUGGUGGGCUCGGCUCGAGAUUUAUCCACCCUUAAAACCACCACGCCUCAACUGCAGACCAAAAAGCAUUCUCAGACGAUCCAAUCCAAUCAACAAUGGAGAUCGUUGAUCGAAAAACGAAUCGAACAAAACACCAGGUACAUUACGAAUAGAAAAAAUCGAUCUCCGUUGACCACCAAAGCGAACGAUUUCAACUCUUGCGUCGGGUAUUUCUUCUACCCCCUGAUUCGAGGCAGUGCCAAACAAACCAACAUCAUGGUUCAUCUGGUUGGCGCCGAAUGUCAUCCUUUACUAGCUCAGUACAUCGAUGCAUUAGCUGUAAUAAUGUGUUCCGCGGUGAAUUGCACUAUGGCCGGAAAAAUGGGCCUAGAGAUGAUGGAGUUUAUCAAAUGUUUCGUCGGUCAUUCCGACUUCAAGGUUAGAUCCGCAGUGCUGAAAAGUGUAGCUGCAGUCAUCAUCAGUGUACCGAAAAGUGUCCUAAUGGAGGGUGAUUUGUUUGCCGAGAUUUUAAGAGCUCAUUCGUGGAUGGAGCAAAUGAUUAGCAAACAAGCUGAACCCAAUACCGAAUGCAGAAAAUUGAUGGAACAAGUGUUUGGAUUGAUGAAAACUAGUUUUAGUUUUAAUACAAACCUGUGAUAUGAUAUUGUACUAUGUAUUAUGUGUAAAAUUAUUUGUAAUUUUCUUGGCGUAAUUUUAUUCCUUAAUUAUAUACGAUUUUUGUACGAU